Exophiala oligosperma is the source of this 1762-nucleotide messenger RNA. RefSeq lists its product as uncharacterized. Gene Ontology annotation, molecular function: zinc ion binding. NCBI's taxonomy places the organism in Eukaryota, Fungi, Ascomycota, Eurotiomycetes, Chaetothyriales, Herpotrichiellaceae. The transcript has a single exon. The record is from RefSeq and is a predicted model, not a curated record. The coding region runs from base 239 to 1384 and encodes 381 amino acids.
CCUCAAUGGCCGACGCCGAGCUUCCAAGUACUUCCUCGGCGUCUUCCCCUUUGUCCUUGUGCAGGCAGACGAUUAUGCAUAAAACUAUGAGCACUUAAUUUCAGCAUCCUCUGUCCCCCUUUGUUUGCUGUCUUUCAACAAGUUGUUCUUUGAUCAUGACCACAUCUUGGGUCGGAAGAAUUUGUGGUGGAUCGGAAUAGUGCUAACCUUAACAAUCUAUUUACGAACCAGACAAAAGAUGGAAUCUACAAAAGAGCCAACAGUUGACGGUGCCCAAGACAGCAGCACGAGACCAUCCCAGACCUGGACCUAUCCACCUCGAACAUGCAGAUUGUGCCUCGAAGACGUGUAUCCGGUCGUUACUCUCUAUCCUCCCGGCGUCCCUGCUCGCUUACAACGUCCCAUUGUCGAGUACAAAAACGAUGACGAGUAUGGCCGGCUCAUCAAGCCAUGUCAUUGCAGAGGUGGCAUGCGAUAUAUCCACGAGCUCUGUCUGCGGCGGUCGAGAGUCGAGGUUCGUCGCUCAGACUCCCUCUGGAAAUGUCAUCAAUGCGGAUAUCGAUUCAAUUUCAAAAGACUGACCGUUCAAAAAUACUUGGAGAGCAAGAUUGUCUCGGGUGUCCUGACGGUCUCGGUGAUGCUGGUCGCCAUGUUUCUACUCGGUUUCGUGGCUGAUCCAAUCCUGAACUUCUACGCCGACCCAUAUGAGACGAUCCUGGGAGAAGAGGAACUCUGGCAAGAAGUCGCAGUCAACGACUUUGACGAGACCAUGUCUGGAUGGCUGUUACAUUUCACCAAGGGAUUCGUCUCAAUGGGUGUCAUGAGUUUUCUUAGAACCAUGAUACUCAACCCGUUCCAGUGGUGGAGCUUGCGUCACAACGGCUUUGUCUCAACCAGGGUUGCUGGAAGAGCAACGACAGGUCGCGAUCGUGCAAUGAAUGUCAGCUGGAUUGUGAUUGUCAUGGGCAUCGUCUCUGCCACUUGGUUGUUUUACCAAGGAGUUCAAACGAUCAUUCGCCGAUCGCUUCAGCACAUUGGUAACAAUAUCGUCGAUACUCAUUUGUCAGGAGAUGAUGAUGAUCUCAAACCUCCUCCCGAUUGGCGUUAUCAGCCACCUGCUAAUGAAUCUCAAGAUUCGCCGUUCGAGGAGAAGGGAGCAGAUGGGCCUCUGGAAGAUGAGGUUUCGCAUCAUGAUGAAAUACCGAACUCAGACUAUCCGAGAAGAGAUUCUGGGGCACUUUUAUCAACACAAGCGAAAGUACAGAGCUCGAGUGACUCGGCUAGAACAGUGAACUCGAUGCCGGGAGCAUUCAAUACUGGCUCUGCCUAUAGCUCUGCGCUCGAAGGAAUGCAAGAGCAGGCUUGGUCAUUUCGCGGCAUCUGAUUUUGUACAUGCACUCUCGAGGAUUGAUAUUCAUCCAAUCAUUUUACGCAUACCUAUCCAUGCAUACCGUUUCCUUUGAUCGCCCAACUUUGAGUUGUCACAUCUGUUUCAGUGAGGUGCCAAUCAGUCAGUGCGCGAAGAACGAGUGCUUUCUGCUGAUUAGACUCAUCGGUGUUAUACCUUUGACCUAGUGGCAGUCUGCAAAGCCAAAUUCCAUCCCAAACUGCUGGUCAGUUCACAUGACCGGUACUGGAUUGUACUUGGUAAAUACAUGAGAUUUCUUUGAUAAAUGUGGACUAUCACCUGUAUUUCAUUAUACUUCCUCUCCAUCAAAUUUCGUCUCGAUUCCUGUGCAAUUAUGGAAUGUGAAUAUGGUUG